Messenger RNA from Cynara cardunculus var. scolymus (artichoke), 890 nucleotides. Its product is annotated as vesicle transport protein SFT2B. Bases 97 to 624 code for a protein of 175 amino acids. Gene Ontology annotation, cellular component: membrane. The record is from RefSeq and is a predicted model, not a curated record. Gene Ontology annotation, biological process: vesicle-mediated transport. The transcript is spliced from 6 exons. Lineage: Eukaryota; Viridiplantae; Streptophyta; Magnoliopsida; Asterales; Asteraceae.
UUGCAAUACCAAACGAGGUGGGGGUAUCGGAGUAGUAGCAGUGUCCAGCAGAACAAGAAAAGGAAAAGAGGGCAAAUCAAAUCAAAUAAAAUCAAAAUGGAUAAAAUGAGCCAGGCCAUGGAGAAGGUGAGGAUGCUCGUCGGAAUCGAAGUCGAAGAUGAUCAACGACGUGUCGACGAAGAAUCUUCUUUUGCGUUCAUGGAUGACUUCAAUCGUAACUGUACUUUGUCCACCAAACAGAGACUUUACGGUUUUGCCAUAUGCUUGGUUGCUGGUUUGACCUGUACACUUAUGUCAAUGCUAGUCUUCUUCAAUCCAAUCAAGUUUGGCAUAGCAUUCACCUUUGGAAAUUUGCUUUCACUUGGAAGCACAGGAUUCUUGAUAGGCCCUAAGCGGCAAGUGAAUAUGAUGCUUGAUCCUGUUCGAAUUUAUGCAACUGCAUUAUAUAUUGCAAGCAUUUUACUUGCUUUGUUAUGUGCUCUCUAUGUUCAUAACAAGCUAUUGACACUGCUGGCCAUCAUCUUAGAGUUUGGGGCUCUCAUUUGGUAUAGCAUGAGCUAUAUUCCUUUCGCUCGGGCUAUGGUCUCGAAAAUCAUGGUAGCUUGCUUCGACACUGAAUUUUAAGUCGACUUCAGUCUUGUUUGUUGCAUGUACAUGAGAGUAUAUGGUUUAGAGAUUUCUACAAGUCCAAGACUCUACCUGUGUGUGAGUUCGUUUGAUUUUUAGACUGUUAACUAAUUGGACACUGUAACCAAUUUGCUCUUCAUCGAAGAACAUCAUGUUGUUGUCUUCAUCGAUUGUGGUGUGCAUAUUCCAUAGCAGGCAGGCACGAAUGGAUGGAAAAAGAAACCGAAACCUGCGAGCAUCAAUACAAGCGUAUAAUUGGUAGC